Molecule: messenger RNA, 942 nt
Organism: Babesia ovata
Lineage: Eukaryota; Apicomplexa; Aconoidasida; Piroplasmida; Babesiidae
Exons: 1
Coding region: 1-942 (313 amino acids)
Source: RefSeq, a predicted model, not a curated record
AUGAAGGUCAACGCAGGCGCCAUUUUUGGCACCCUUGCCUUUGUAUUUAUUUCCAUCGUCCCACAUGUUCAGGCUGGUGAAGAAGACGACGCAGUGACAUGGGAGAAAAUCAUGAAGAAGAGACAUGGCUUCUGGUACUGGGGACCGUUUCCGGUACCAGGGGUUGACUACCGCGUUGAGAUGGAGCCGUUGCCCCCCAGGUACCCGCCGGGGCACCCUAAGGCGCUUCGCGGACGUGCUGCUGCCCCUGCUCCCGCUCCUGCUAGCUGCGACAAGGUUAAAGCUCCCGUUGCACCCGCACCGGCUAAACCCGCCGCCGUCGUAGAAGAUGUUGCUGCCAAAACGGACAAGGUUGACGAAGUUGUUGAGCCCACGCCCAAGGAUGAGGAGGCCGAAGUUGAAGAGACUGAUGCUAAUGAGGAUGCCGUUGAGUCUUCUGAGGAUCAGAACUCUGCCGUGGAGGACGAUGCCACCGCCGAUGAGGAUGAUGAUGCUUCUGUGGAAGACGAUGAUGCCGAUUCCGAUGAGGACGCCGAUGCCGCUGAACCCACAUCUGAGGACCAGGAUGCUGAAGUAGAAGAGGCUGAGCCUACAUCUGAGGAUCAGGAGGCCGCCGUGGAGGACGAUGCCAACACCGAUGACGUCGAGGAGCCCAUUGAGUCAACAUUUGUGAGCAAGGACUCCGCCUCAUAUGGCGAUGAUGCCAACACCGAUGACGUCGAGGAGCCCAUUGUGCCAACAUAUGUGAGCAGGGACUCCGCCUCAUAUGGCGAUGAUGCCAACUCCGAUGAGGACGCCGAUGCUGCUGAACCCACAUCUGAGGACCAGGAUGCUGAAGUAGAAGAGACUGUUGCUCCCCCCGAGGAGGUUAAAGCUCCAGUUGAGCCCGCACCGGCGAAGAAGGGCGGCUUCUUCUCAAGAUUGUUCGGCAGAUCUAAGUGA